UGGCGGCAAUGGGGCGGGAUGACCCCUCCCGUCCCGUCCGGUCCCGUCCUGUGCCGUCCCUCUGCCACGGGACUCAUAUAGGAGUGGAUCGGGACCCGGGCCGGCACUCGCUGCGGAGUGAGCGGCCCCGUGUUUAUCUUUUAGUCCGAGAGAAGCAUUCUACUCGCUGCCAUGGCCUCGGUACCCUCCGCCGGAUGCCUCCUGGCCAAGAACCAGUACUACCGCAGCAGAACUCGGAAUCCAGCGUUUCUUCCAGCUCCUCCUGCUGUUCCGAUCCUGUGAGUGUUGCAGAACAGGACAAAACAUUUAAUGGGUUACCUGAAUUACUUGAUAAAUGCUGGUGGAUAAAAAGUUUUUUCCAUUGUGAACCAUCUCCGCCAACUGUUGGCAGAAAAGCACUAUCAGCAAGCAGUACCAACAGUUGAAUAUGAAAGCAAGCUGGAUUACUGUCUGAGAUAAUGCGCACAGACUUAUUUUUUCCAAGAGGCUUGGGAUCUUCUGAGUGUCUGGGUUCAGCUGCAAGAGGAAAACAAAACCUUUAGGAGGGACGAAAGGUGUACUUUCAAAAGAUGUCAGGAGCUUAAAAACUAUUGUAUAAUGGAGAUGUCGAUGGCUUACCUUCUAUGGAGUUGCUAUAAUUUUAGAUGACUCUAAUGAAAGUUACUUGGAUUAAAUAGCCUGAUGACUUAUUUGGAUACUAAAAAAAAAAAAAAAAAAAAAACCAAAACAACCAAAAAACAACAGUAAGAUAGUAUAGGUUUAAAAGUAUGUUAUGGAAUGACUUUGCAAUAGGUGAUUCUACAUGAAGUUUUACCUAUUAAGGUAUCAAUUCUGUAGACAUUCGCUGCUGUAAACGCAUCACAAACAGAUCAGUCCUACCCUAUUGUGUAUAUUUUCUACCUGCUGUUCUGUAUCAGUUAUAGGCAUCAGAGUUACAAAGUUGUUUGCUAAUAGCUUUGCUUUCGGAAAGCCCAAUUACACACAGAAAAGCAAUAAUCUGUUUGCUGUGUUCCAGCUGCAUGUGUAGACAUCAACCACAAAUACAUAAAUACACUUUUCAUUCACAUCUAUGCACGUUCUUUCUUGAGGACAGAAUCCUAAUGGACACUGACCUCUUCCAAGCAGAUGAGUAAUCUUAAUCAGAGUUGAUAGUCACAGCUCUGUUUUACUUUCAAAUUACCCUCAUCUUCUUUGCUGCAUUUGAAAGACCUGCUUCUUCUCAAGUGACUAAUCCUACCAGCAUUUACUGCUGUCCAUCAAUUUAGUUUGAAAGGUGUAAGAGCUGGCAAAGUAUUCAACUCAAAGUGAUAACAUUAAUGUUAAUAACAAAGUCUAUCUUUGUCAGGAUACAUGCUACUGAAAUAUACUGUCAUACGUUUUCAUUUGGUCUUCAGCAGGGCAAAGCAGUGGUUGUUUGUUCUACUGGGAUGGCCAAAAUGGAUCAAAGGUCAUAGAAAAUGAUGUAUUUGGCUGGCUGACAUCAUUUCCGUGUGUUUAUCUUUUUUUAAUGUACCAUCAGUAAAUCUACCUGGCCUUUGUCCAUCACUGGAUGAAGCAACAAUAGCAAACAUUAUCAAUGUAAGUGUAACUUCUAAAAUAAUUAUACAUUAGUGGUUGUCAUGGUAAUGCUUAGAACUCUGAAGUGUAUCAAGUGACUACUUUGGUUUUGGUGUAGGCAAUAAACGUUUGCCCCAUGACAACAACAAAAUGCAAUGAUGGAAAUAUGGUUUCAGGAAUCCUCAAAUCACUUUGUUAUACCUUUUUCCCCUAUCACCAUUGUGCAAUUUCAUCAUUGUCCUUUCUCUAAGCUUACAGAAUGAACUAAUUUUGUGGGUUUUUUUGUUUUGUUUUGUUUUGUUUUAAUAAGUAAAGAUUUAAUCAGUACUUCA
Centrocercus urophasianus (Greater sage-grouse) is the source of this 1889-nucleotide messenger RNA. RefSeq names its product pancreatic progenitor cell differentiation and proliferation factor like (gene PPDPFL). The record is from RefSeq and is a predicted model, not a curated record. The transcript has 4 exons. Lineage: Eukaryota; Metazoa; Chordata; Aves; Galliformes; Phasianidae. The coding region runs from base 9 to 425 and encodes 138 amino acids. Gene Ontology annotation, biological process: cell differentiation; multicellular organism development.